Messenger RNA from Fukomys damarensis (Damara mole-rat), 597 nucleotides. It is a transcript of the gene Ccl16, whose product is annotated as C-C motif chemokine ligand 16. The coding region runs from base 124 to 480 and encodes 118 amino acids. Gene Ontology annotation, biological process: immune response; lymphocyte chemotaxis; monocyte chemotaxis. Lineage: Eukaryota; Metazoa; Chordata; Mammalia; Rodentia; Bathyergidae. The record is from RefSeq and is a predicted model, not a curated record. Gene Ontology annotation, molecular function: CCR chemokine receptor binding; chemokine activity. Gene Ontology annotation, cellular component: extracellular region. The transcript is spliced from 3 exons.
UCCGCCCUGUACUCUGAAGUGGUCAGAGUCCAGAGAGCUGAGCCAUCACAGAGUGGAUGACCAGCAGCAAGGUAGACACCUCCGCUCAGCUCACAACUGAAGCUGUUCUACCCCACCGAGAGGAUGAAGGUCCCUGUGACUGCCCUCUUUCUCUGCCUCCUCGUCCUCACCAUGACUUCUGCGUUUUAUAAUGAGCCAAAGAUUCCUGAGUCGGUGAACUCCUCCCCCACCUGCUGCCUGAAGCAUCAAGAGAAACCACUGCCAAGGAAACUGGUGGUGGGUUACAGAAAGGCCCUCUACUGUGCCCUGCCAGCAAUCAUCUUUGUUACCAAGAAGAACCGCGAAGUCUGUGCCAACCCUGAAGACAAAUGGGCCCAAGAUUAUAUCAACGAUCCCACCAUACCUCUGCUGCCUGACAAGAACUUGGCUUCAGUGACCAGAACAAAGAACGGCCGGGUCCAGCUGACCAACUCCCCGUGAUGAUCAGGCCUCAGGGGAAGCCCAGGUUUGGGGGAGGAAGGGAUAGGCCUAUGAAAACAUGAGCGGGCAUGGCCAGAGAAAUAGGCCAAUGAUCAAAAUAAAGGAGGAACAAUUUGA